AUUGAGCAUUUAGCUUAGGCUCUAUUAUAAGGUAUGCGCUACAGGAGAUCUGUUAUGCUAUCGAUCACUUCCUUACGGUGUAAAAAACAUUAAUGAAUAUGAAGUAUAAAAAACAAUCAAUUGGAUUUUAGGUAGUGCUACUCAGAUGUUUGCUUGAUUUUGAUUCGGAGAUUUAUUGCAUUUUAGCUGAUACUACUUCGAAUAAUCAUGAUUUAAAUUUUUAAUUAUGCUACCAAUGGAUGUCGAUAUUCAUCCAAACAGUAGAAAUGGUGGUUCCUCUGUUCACCAUGGACAACGAUUAAGUACAGAUAUACCUGAUAGUAUAAAUGUCUCAGUGGGUGAUUCGAGCAACAUCCGGUCGUCAUAUGUUGAUUCAUCUACGUCUGUAACAGGUACCAUUCGAAGUGAUAUUUGUGCAAGUGACAAUAGGAUGCUUAAUUCCCUGCAUGAACGUGUCAAUUUUUGUGAAUCUAAUAAUCUUGUAUCUCGUUGUUGUUCAUUGGGAGAUGGGUUAAUGAAUAGUGUUCAGAAUUCAUAUGUUGCGUCGUCCGCUAACAACACAAAAUCGAGUGUUGUUCAACAAUCUAAUGAUCGUCUGGCAUAUACUGCUGAACGUCAUCCUAUUAGUUCGUUCGAAGCUAUGAAUCGUUUUCGUAAAAAUAAAGAAUUAUGUGAUGUAGUGUUGCUGGUUGAUGGUCGCGAAAUUUACACACAUCGUGUUGUGUUGGCUGCCUGUUCCGCUUAUUUCAGAGCAAUGUUCACUGGAGAAUUGGCGGAAUCUCGACAAACGGAGGUAACUCUCUACGAUCUAGAUGGCGAUGCUGUAGAAACUCUCAUAGAUUUCUGUUACACUAGCCAAAUAACAGUAGAAGAAUGUAAUGUUCAAAAUCUGCUUCCAGCUGCCUGUCUCUUGCAACUUACAGAAAUCCAAGAUGUUUGCUGUGAAUUCUUAAAGCGCCAGUUGGAUCCAUCUAAUUGUCUUGGAAUUCGAGCAUUCGCAGACACACAUGCCUGCAGAGGAUUAUUGCGUGUAGCUGAUCGGUUUACACAUCUAAACUUUCUUGAAGUUGUAGAAUCUGAAGAAUUUCUUCUAUUGCCUGUUAGUCAUCUUGUAGAUAUUUUAAGUUCCGAUGAUUUAAAUAUUAAUUCAGAAGAACAAGUUUAUUAUUCUGUAAUGCGUUGGAUGCAUCAUAAUUUAUCUGAUCGUCGUCCCUAUUUAUCUUAUUUACUAGAACAUGUACGAUUACCUCUUCUUAGUCCGAAAUUUUUAGUUGGUACCGUUAGUACAGAUUUAUUAGUACGCUCAGAUGAACGUUGUCGUGAUUUAGUUGAUGAAGCUAAAGAUUAUUUAUUAUUACCUCAAGAACGUCCACUAAUGCAAGGUCCACGUACUAAACCUAGAAAAAUUUUACAAGGAGGUGAAUUAUUAUUUGCAAUUGGUGGAUGGUGUUCAGGAGAUGCGAUCGCUUCAGCUGAACAUUAUGAUCCACGUACACAUAAAUGGCAUCUUGUAGCUCCAAUGCAUAAAAGACGUUGUGGCGUAGGUGUUGGAGUUGUCUAUGAUCUUCUUUAUGCUGUUGGAGGACAUGAUGGACAUAGUUAUUUGAAUUCUGUUGAAAGAUACGAUCCACAUACAAAUCAAUGGUCAUCAGAUAUUGCUUCAACUAGUACGUGUCGUACAAGUGUUGGUGUAGCUGUAUUAAAUGGUUCUAUGUAUGCUGUUGGUGGACAAGAUGGUGUGUCUUGUUUGAAUUUUGUUGAAUGCUAUGAUCCAAAUGUAAAUAAAUGGCUCAAGGUGUCCAGUAUGAUUACUCGUCGUUUAGGUGUAGGUGUUGCAGUUUUGAAUGGUCAAUUGUAUGCUGUUGGUGGUUCAGAUGGUCAACAACCUUUAUCCUCUGUGGAACAUUUUGAUCCUCGUGUUGGUACAUGGCACCAAAUAUCCUGUAUGGGAACUAAACGUAAACACUUAGGUGUGGCUGUCUAUAAUGGUUUGAUAUACGCUGUGGGUGGAAGAGAUGAGGUUACAGAAUUAUCGUCUGUAGAAUGCUUAGAUUUACGUAGUCGUACAUGGACUCCUGUUGUAGCAAUGACAUCACGACGUAGUGGAGUUGGAUUAGCUGUAGUUAAUAAUCAGUUAAUUGCAAUCGGUGGAUUCGAUGGUGCUACCUAUUUAAAAUCUGUAGAACUCUAUGAUCCAGAUGCAAAUUGUUGGUCUGUACGAGGUAGUAUGAAUUCUAGACGUUUAGGUGGUGGAGUUGGUGUUGUACGUCUAGUUAAUCCACAUUUUAAUUUGAAUAAUACAUCAUUUAUUAGUAAUAAUUCUAUUAGUAAUUGUAGUACUACAAAUCGUGGUGUUGGUCAUAUGAAUAAUAAUACUAUUGGUACAAGUUGUAAUAACAGUAUAAUUAAUGAUGAUUCACUUGGAUUAUCUAUGACUGAUUCAAUAUUUCCACCUGGUUUACCUAUUUCUACAACGAAUCAAUAUUUCCAUAAUAUUAACAACAAUAAUAAUAGUAGUAGUAGCAAUAAUAGUACUGGCAGUAAUAGUAUUUCUCAAUCAAUAAUAAGAAAUUUACCUAAUUCAACACUUAUUUCUUCUGUAUCGGGUACUAGUGGUUCAACAAUCACAGCUACAACGUCAUCAGUAGCCAAUUCUGGUCAAAUGAACAUUUCAAGUACCAGAUCAAGCAGUACUUUUUUAUUUUAGAACAAAAUGAAAUUUCAAAUUAAUAAUAAUAAUAUCUCUAUUUAUAUGUAACAUUUAAUCUUACUAUUUAUAUAAACUUUCGAAGUUUGUCUGUUUGUUUUUUUGUACAUGAUCUGUAUUUAGUCAUUAUCUUUUUUCUGUAUUUCUUUAUCUAACUUGUACAUGAAUUCGUUCUAGUUUCCCUUUUUAGGUCACUUUUUGUAAAAGAUUUUAAUUGUACCUACAAAGAGCAUAUCUGUUCUUCUGGUUACACAAUAUAUAUAUGCUUAUGAGGUGUCAAUCUAUUUCACGAAUAGUUUCUGUACUGUAUAUUUAUUGUAAUAGUUUACAUAAGAUUUAUUAUGUUUUCUCAAAUGAAAUUAAUUCUGACGUUGAAAAAUAGUUCACUGACAAAUUAUUCUUAAUUGAUUAGUCUGUUUUUCUUUUUUUGCGUAUACCUUUUCCCUGUAAGUUUGGUUAUGUUGAUUAGCGAAAAUUGUUAGACAAUUUUGCCUUGUACAAAGAAUGAUCAUAAUAAGAUGAUAACCUAUUCUUAUGCUCAUUUAUCCAAAUAUACCAAAUUUUGAG
Schistosoma intercalatum is the source of this 3274-nucleotide messenger RNA. The record is from the annotation of a GenBank genome assembly. Lineage: Eukaryota; Metazoa; Platyhelminthes; Trematoda; Strigeidida; Schistosomatidae.